Aureobasidium musti is the source of this 1665-nucleotide messenger RNA. The record is from the annotation of a GenBank genome assembly. NCBI's taxonomy places the organism in Eukaryota, Fungi, Ascomycota, Dothideomycetes, Dothideales, Saccotheciaceae.
AUGGCACCAGACUGGAGACAGACAGCUGCUGAGAAACGUGAUUCAGUCCUCGCCUUGAUCCCUGAGGAAUGGCGUAUUCCAGCACCACCAUCCGCACAAGAGCAAAGAGAUGUUACUGGCAAGUUCAUUCAGCAGUACCUGAAUGCCAGAGAGAUCGAGAUCACCGAGACGGAAGCUACUGAGAUCGUCAAGAAGACCAGUAGUGGUCAGUGGACUGCAGUUGAAGUCACGAAGGCUUUCUGCCAUCGAAGCGCGAUUGCCCAUCAGCUGGUGAACUGUCUCCACGAAAUCUUCUAUGAGGCCGCAAUCGAAUCUGCUCAAGAACUUGACCAUUACUUUGCAAACCAUAAGAAACCUAUUGGACCUCUACACGGUUUGCCAGUAUCUCUAAAGGACCAAUUCCACGUCAAGGGAGUCGAGACUCACAUGGGCUACGUUGGCUGGAUUGGAACCUUUCAAGGUGAGAAAGGCACGGGCAAGGAGAAGGUAUACGAGUCCGAGAUGGUCAAGGAAUUGCGCAGCCUGGGCGCUGUUCUAUAUGUCAAGACAGCAGUUCCACACACUUUGAUGUGUGGUGAGACGACCAACAACAUUAUCGACUAUUGCUGGAACCCUACGAACAGGAACCUUAGUUGUGGCGGUAGCUCUGGUGGUGAGGGUGCCCUGAUCUCGCUGAAGGGUAGCCCUCUCGGCUGGGGCACUGACAUUGGUGGAAGUAUCAGAAUACCUGCUGCGUUCAACGGGCUUUUCGGCUUGAGACCUAGUGCCGGCAGACUGCCCUAUGAGGGAAUGGCCAACUCGUUCGAUGGAGCUCCAAGUAUUUUGAGUGUUGUGGGACCUCUGUCAUCAUCAUCUGCUGGUGUCAAAUUGGCUUUGCAGUCUAUAUUGCAGACUGAACCAUGGCAACACGAUCCACGUGUUCACCCUAUACCUUGGAGGAGCGAACAAGAAGAGGCUGCUAAANAGCUGGCACAGGAGAGGAAGCUCACAUUUGCCGUCUUGAAACACGAUGGACUCUGCGCUCCACACCCUCCGAUCAAGAGAGCCCUGGAAGAAACGGUUCAGAAACUGCAAGCUCUCGGCCACAAGGUCAUUGAAUGGCAACCUCCAAGUCAUGCUAAGCUAGAAGAUAUCUGCACCAAGUCUUGGAAUUACGAUGGUGGUGCAGACGCUGCAAGAGCCUUUGCUCUCAGUGGAGAGGAGCCAAAGCCCAACAUCAUGUUUGAACAAUCAUCCCAAGCCAACGCCACAGACAUUAUGCGAAACCAAGUCAACAAGCGAGAUGCCGAGAAAGAGUACAUGGAGUACUGGAAUUCGACUAGCGAUUUGACGGGCACUGGUCGUCCAGUGGAUGCCAUUAUCAGCCCGCUCGCACCAUUCACCGCAGCUCGUCCUAACAAGUACACUUCAUACAGCUACUCGGUAUGGGUCAAUGUACUUGACUACAGCUCUGCGAUUGUGCCUGUCACUAAGGUCGACAAGAAUGUGGACAAAGCUUACACCGAUUACAAGCCAGUGUCAGAGACCGAUGAGAAGACACAAGCAACUUACGAUCCGGAAAUUUAUGAUGGGGCUCACGUGUCGCUUCAAGUCGUGUGUAGGAGGUUGGAGGAGGAAAAGGUGCUGGCAAUUUCAGAAUAUGUCCAUCAGGCCAUUCAUGCUUGA